This is a messenger RNA of Hevea brasiliensis (rubber tree), 3449 nucleotides long. Its product is annotated as probable LRR receptor-like serine/threonine-protein kinase At3g47570. The transcript has 3 exons. Gene Ontology annotation, biological process: protein phosphorylation. Gene Ontology annotation, molecular function: protein kinase activity; ATP binding; protein binding. Lineage: Eukaryota; Viridiplantae; Streptophyta; Magnoliopsida; Malpighiales; Euphorbiaceae. The record is from RefSeq and is a predicted model, not a curated record. Gene Ontology annotation, cellular component: plasma membrane.
AUGAUUGUUAUAAAUACAUCAUCAAAGAAUCUUGGAACCCAUGUUCAUUUCCAACAAACUUCAUCUAUCUACAAACACAAACUCAUAGAAAUGAAUCUCCUCUUCUGCCAUUUACUGCAAGUUUCAUUCUUCACUCUCCUAAUUCUCUCUUUCGGAUGCGUAUUUCCCUUGUUGGAGUCUGCUGCUCUAAGCAUAGAGACUGAAAAGCAAGCCUUGAUCUCGUUUAAGUCUCAAAUAAGCUUGGAAUCUUCCAAUUCUCUAUCUUCAUGGGUCCAAAGCUCCUCCCCUUGCAACUGGACGGGAGUUUCAUGCAAUAGAAUUGGCCAAAGAGUUUUUGGCCUCAAACUCUCCAAAUUGGGACUUGUUGGCUCCAUAAGUCCCUAUAUUGGAAAUCUCUCUUUUCUUCAGUCCCUGGAGCUUCAAAACAAUCAACUUACAGGAACACUUUCUGAAGAAAUCUGUAAUCUUUCUGGCCUUAGAGUCUUGAACCUAAGUUCCAAUAGCUUGCAAGGUUCGAUACCAUCGAAUGUAAGCAAGUUGACAGAGCUCAGAAUCCUUGACGUGUUAAUGAAUCAGAUUACAAGAAGAAUUCCCGCGGAGCUCACCUUGCUUACCAACAUCCAAACUUUGAACUUGGGGAGAAAUCUUCUUUGGGGUACAAUUCCACCAUCUAUAGGAAAUAUUUCGUCACUAGAGAAUUUGAUCUUAGGCGCAAAUACUCUUAGUGGCAUGAUUCCUAGUGAUUUAAGCCAUCUUAGAAACUUGAAGGUUCUUGAUCUCACUAUAAACAAUCUCACUGGUACCGUUUCCUCCAGCAUUUACAACUUGUCUUCUCUAGUCGAUUUGGCCUUAGCUUCCAACCAGCUGUGGGGUAAAAUUCCUAGUGAUAUUGGAGUGACACUUCCAAAUCUUUUGGUUAUCAAUUUAUGCUUCAAUAAGUUCACUGGAACAAUUCCUGCAUCUUUGCACAAUCUCGCAAAUAUAAAGGUUAUUCGUAUGGCACAUACUCUUUUAGAAGGAACAAUACCGCCAGGAUUAGGAAAUCUUCCAUUCCUGGAGAUGUACAAUAUUGGCUUCAAUAGAAUUGUUAACUCUGGAGACAAUGGUCUUGGAUUCAUCACUUCCUUAACAAACAACACCCAUCUUAAAUUCCUUGCCUUUGAUGACAACCUUCUGUAGGGUGUCAUCCCUGAAUCUGUUGGUAAUCUUUCCAAGGAUCUCUCGAAAUUAUACAUGGGAGGCAAUCAUAUUUAUGGUUCUAUACCAGCAUCAAUUGGUCAUCUCAGUAGCUUAACGUUGCUAAAUUUGAGCUACAACUCUAUCACCGGUGAAAUUCCAACUGAAAUUGGUCAAUUGGAGAAUCUGCAAAUGUUGGGUCUUGCUGGAAAUCAAAUCGCUGGAAGGAUUAGGGAUUCCCUUAGUAAUCUUCAGAAGUUAAACCAAGUUGAUUUAUCAGGUAAUAAAUUGGUGGGGAGAAUACCCACUACUUUUGGGAAUUUCCAUAGUCUUCGUUCCAUGGACUUAUCCAUUAACAAGCUCAAUGGAACCAUACCUAAAGAAAUUCUCAGUCUCCGAAGCUUGAGUCUGAUCUUGAACCUGUCUAACAACUUCUUGAAUGGGAAUUUGUCAGAGGAAAUUGGGCUUCUAGAUAGUGUUGCUACCAUUGACCUCUUAAACAACCAUUUAUCAGGUAAUAUUCCUGAUUCACUCAAAAACUGCAAGAGCUUGGAGGAAUUAUACAUUACCAAAAAUGCAUUCUCAGGCCCUAUUCCAAGCUCCCUAGGAGAAAUUAAAGGACUGGAAAUUCUAGACCUUUCCUAUAAUAAUCUUUCUGGCUCCAUUCCUCUUGAUCUUGGCAAACUAUAGGCCCUUGAAUCCUUAAACCUUUCCUUUAAUGACCUAGAAGGAGUCGUUCCCUGUGGUAACCUACUUACAAAUCUCUCUAGAGUCCAGUUAGAAGGCAACCUAAAGCUUUCCGUGCAUACGGAAUGUCAUAAUUCUCAAGGCCGUGGAAGAAAACUAGUCAAAGUUUAUGUCAUUAUCUCUAUCAUGGCAAAAUUAGCUUCGUCCUUUUCUGUUGGUUCAUUCUUCUAUAUAAGGAGAAACAAAGCAAAGAUUGCUUAAUCUCCCAGUUCGAUCAAAGAGCAGCAUCAAUUGAUUUCAUACCAUGAGCUCCGACAAACAACUGGGAACUUCAACGAGCAAAAUUUGAUUGGAAGUGGGAGCUUUGGGUCAGUGUAGAAGGGGUGUCUUGGAGAUGGUUCUGAUGUAGCAAUCAAGGUACUUGACGUCAAACAGAUCAGAUUUAUGAAGAGCUUUAUUGCAGAGUGCAAGGCUUUAAGAAAUGUUAGGCAUCGAAAUCUUGUUAAGCUAAUCACAUCUUGCUCGAGCGUGGACUUCAAAAAUGAAGAAUUUCUGGCUCUAGUGUAUGAGUUCCUUGGUAAUGGGAAUUUGGAAGACUGGAUUAAGGGCAAGAGGAAGAAAGAAGAUGGGGAUGGACUAAAUCUUGUAAGGAGAUUAAAUCUGGCUAUUGAUGCAUCCAUUGCUAUGGAUUACCUGCAUCACGACUGUGAAGUUCCUGUGGUGCACUGUGAUUUGAAGCCUAGCAACAUUCUUUUGGAUGAAGACUUGACUGCCAAGGUAGGGGAUUUUGGCCUGGCUAGGCUGCUGAUAGAGAAAGCGAGUGAUCAAACUUCAAUUAGUUCCAUCCAUGUCUUGAAAGGUUCCAUAGGCUACAUACCUCCAGAGUAUGGCCUCGGAGUGAAACCAUCAAUGGCUGGAGAUGCAUACAGCUUCGGAGUGCUAUUACUAUAGCUGUUUACUGGAAAGAGCCCUACAGAUGACAGUUUGAUGGGCGAACAAAAUCUAGCUGGGUGGGUGCAAUCAGCUUUUCCUGGCAGGCUAUUACAAGUUCUAGACCCUGAGUUGCUACUAUUCAUGGAUAAUCUUUGCCAUGAUGGUCGUACUGUGAAUCCAGAAGUUCAACAAGAAUGUGUGAUGACAGUCCUUGGGAUUGGAUUAUCUUGUACUACAAGCUCUCCUAACAGCCGAAUCAGCAUAAGAAAUGCUCUUCGCAAGCUCAAAGCUGCAAGAGACAACCUUCUUGAUCAUGGUCCUAUUCUGAAUUCCAAGCAUGAAGAGCAAUAGGUUUUCGUGUGUUGAAUCCCAGAAUAAUCACGAGUAUUAAGUAUGGAUAAUGGUUGUACUUAACGAUUACAGGCUCUGCAUUGCACACUAGGCCUCUACUAGAAGUUUUCAGUAUGACUUGUGAUUUUACAGUGAGGACAAGGAAGAUACUUUCCUUUUUUUCCACCUUUAGGUCCAUCAUCAUCCUUUUUCUUUGUCUUUCUUCUCACUAGAUUGCUUUUUGCUCCAUAACUGCUACCAACAACCUUGUCUUUUAGUGUUACCCGAAAAUUUUACUCAAUUAUGGUUCAGCUAAAAAGAGA